This is a messenger RNA of Cucurbitaria berberidis CBS 394.84, 1032 nucleotides long. Its product is annotated as phosphoglycerate mutase-like protein. NCBI's taxonomy places the organism in Eukaryota, Fungi, Ascomycota, Dothideomycetes, Pleosporales, Cucurbitariaceae. The transcript is spliced from 5 exons. The coding region runs from base 171 to 914 and encodes 247 amino acids. Gene Ontology annotation, cellular component: cytoplasm. Gene Ontology annotation, molecular function: phosphatase activity. The record is from RefSeq and is a predicted model, not a curated record.
CUCUACAUUAUGACCGUUGUUGAAUAUGCACCUACAAUUCGACGGAAAAUAUCUUGUUCCGAAGAUGUCGAAUGCUUAUCGCCCCUAGGGUGGGAGAUGACUCAAAUCGCCCGCGCCACUAAGCAGAUACUUCUAGGUACCCGUUCCUACGAUACAACACCAUACCAGCAAUGCCUCCAACUAUCCACCUCAUACGACACGCACAAGGAGAGCAUAACGCGACUCGUAACUACGAGAUUCGCGAUGCAGUCCUCACCCCAAAGGGUAAAGAGCAAUGUCGAAUCCUAAAGUCAAAGUUCUCGCAUCACGACGAUGUAAAUAUCAUCUUCGCGUCUCCGCUACGUCGGACUAUUCAGACCGCAGCACUCAGCCUUGGACCCGCGCUUUCACGGCAGGAUGUGCCAUUCGUGCUCCUACCAAGUUUGCAGGAAGUCAGCGCCACUGGAUGUGAUACUGGCAUGGCAGAUUCUGCAGAGGACGUGAAGCGGCUGCUGCCAGAGUUGUUUGCACAAGACGAGUUGGAUUUCGACUAUAACAAGAUCGAUGCUUCCGCUGUGACAGAGGGCUGGAAUAGUAAACAAGGAUAUUGGGCAUACCAGAAAGAAGCCAUCUCAAAACGGGCUGCUGAUCUUCGAAACUGGUUCUUCCAGCGUCCCGAAGAACAGAUUGUUGUCGUCACUCACGGCGCAUUCGCACAUUUCCUGACCGAGGACUGGGAUGUUGAUGAUCCCAUGACAGGCACGGCAUACAAGAAUUGCGAACAUCGUGAAUUCGUGUUCACUGCUGACUCGACUGCCGAAGAUGCUCAUGUGACAGAGACCAGACAAAGCAGGACAAGCCGAGGGGCACAGGAGAUUGAAUCCGAUCCGCAUGUUCUGGACGAAUUGAAGACCGUGGAGGGGGUCAAGGGUUAAUGCAUAUGCAUGCGACACAGAGAUGAGUAGCAUAAGGUAGCUGGUAAGGCUCCGAGGUGAUGUAGAUGACGUGAAGAUAUACCACUUACACGGUCAAAGCCGUUUCGACUUCCAUUCC